Helicoverpa armigera (cotton bollworm) is the source of this 614-nucleotide messenger RNA. Its product is annotated as cuticle protein 7-like. Gene Ontology annotation, cellular component: extracellular matrix. The record is from RefSeq and is a predicted model, not a curated record. The transcript is spliced from 4 exons. Bases 37 to 528 code for a protein of 163 amino acids. NCBI's taxonomy places the organism in Eukaryota, Metazoa, Arthropoda, Insecta, Lepidoptera, Noctuidae.
AAUCAACACUUGACCGUUGAAAAUUAAACAAGCAAAAUGUUCAGCAAAAUCGUAGCUCUGAGCGCCCUGUUGGCUGCUGCCAAUGCUGGUUACUUGGGACAUGGCCACGCUGUGUCGUCCCAGAGCAUCAUCCGUCACGAUGAGCCCGCACACUACGCUGCCCCCGUAGCGCACUACGCCGCACCUGUUGCCCACUACGCUGCCGCUCCCGUAGCACACUACGCUGCCCCCGUAGCUCACUACGCCGCUCCCGUAGAACACUACGACGGACACGACACAUACGCUCACCCCAAAUACGACUACUCUUACUCCGUGGCUGACCCUCACACCGGUGACCACAAGUCCCAGCACGAGAGCCGCGACGGAGACGCCGUGCACGGAUACUACUCUCUGGUGCAGCCUGAUGGCUCCGUGCGCAAGGUCGAGUACACCGCUGACGACCACCAUGGUUUCAACGCUGUGGUGCACAACUCCGCCCCCUCAGUCCACCCCGCUCCCGUCCACGGACACGACUACCAUCAUUACUGAAUAAUCAAUAUUGACUGAUUGUAUUGUGCCUAUUUAUUAUUUUGUACGUAAUGACUGUGAUAUGCGAUUCUUAAAUACAGUAUGAA